This is a messenger RNA of Cavia porcellus (domestic guinea pig), 2326 nucleotides long. RefSeq names its product ADP ribosylation factor like GTPase 6 interacting protein 1 (gene Arl6ip1). The transcript has 6 exons. NCBI's taxonomy places the organism in Eukaryota, Metazoa, Chordata, Mammalia, Rodentia, Caviidae. Bases 162 to 773 code for a protein of 203 amino acids. The record is from RefSeq and is a predicted model, not a curated record. Gene Ontology annotation, cellular component: membrane; Sec61 translocon complex. Gene Ontology annotation, biological process: cotranslational protein targeting to membrane.
UUGCCCAAUGAGGAGCGAGCUUCGCGAGAGCUGUCGGGAAGGGCGGCUGCCUAUAUAAAAGGCUUACGGGGCGUUCGUUCGCGCUUUGCUAGCAGUGCGCGUAGUGGCGGAAGGUGAGCUUGGAGGGCCGUUUUACCCAGCUUGAGCCUGACUCAGGGACGAUGGCGGAAGGCGACAAUCGAAGCACCAACCUACUGGCUGUGGAGACUGCAAGUCUGGAAGAGCAUCUGCAAGGAUGGGGAGAAGUGAUGCUGGUUGCUGAUAAAGUCCUCAGAUGGGAGAAAGCCUGGUUUCCACCUGCCAUCGUGGGUGUGGUUUCACUGGUGUUUCUGAUUAUCUAUUAUCUAGAUCCAUCUGUUCUGUCCGGCGUUUCCUGUUUUGUUAUGUUUUUGUGCUUGGCUGAUUACCUUGUUCCCAUUCUAGCGCCUAGAAUUUUUGGCUCCAAUAAAUGGACCACUGAACAACAGCAAAGAUUCCAUGAAAUUUGCAGCAAUGUAGUAAAGACCAGACGCAGAGCUGUGGGCUGGUGGAAACGCCUCUUUACACUAAAGGAAGAAAAGCCAAAAAUGUACUUCGUGACCAUGAUCAUUUCUCUUGCUGCGGUUGCUUGGGUGGGACAGCAAGUCCAUAACCUGCUUCUUACCUGCCUGAUAGUGAUUUUCUUACUGUUGCUUCCUGGACUGAACCAACAUGGAAUCAUUUCGAAGUACAUUGGAAUGGCCAAAAGGGAGAUAAACAAGCUGCUGAAGCAAAAAGAAAAGAAAAAUGAAUAAUACAUCUGCUUUCUUCAGUGUGGUUAACGGAGUAUGCGUUGCUCCUGAGAAUAGUUUCUGCUGUGCUGUGUGGAUACUGAAAUGCUGCAGAAGUAGCUCUCUGCUUUCCCUCACUCUGCCCUUUGUAGAAUUCACACUUGCCAGUCAGGCUUUGUGCAUCGUGUCUUUGUGUCAAUUGUAGCUGGGUGCAUUCUCAUCAGUUGGCCUUAAGUGGACAGCUCACUAGUGAGUAAGGCUUGUUUUGACUUUUCUCACCCAGUGUUAACUGAAUUCUCACUUUUGACAGCUUCCUUUAAAAUACUACAUUGGCAAACUUUGCUCUUUAGUACAGUUAACAGUGACUGCAUAAUUGUUUGGGUUGAUGUUUUAGUUAGAUACAAGGUAGUGGUUGGUGACUACAGGAAGCUGGUUCUACUAUCUGCUUCCACAGUCUGCUUUAAAAACUGGCUUCAUGAACAUAGAGACCAAGUUUACCACACCUGAUAAAGAGACCAGUUAGGAACUAUUCCUUACACUGUUUCUUUACCAUCUGAGAAGAAUGCCUAUGGAAUACAAUGAAACUGAUUCCACUGAUGCCCUAGUAUGUGUAGGUUUCUCCCUUUUGCAAAACUGAGCAAUUUCUAGGAAGUAUUGAUCCUUUGUCUUACAUAGGGGACUCUGACGGGUAUACAGCGCUUGUUCCCCUGCCCUACUUUGUUAGUGAAUCUUUAAAGGCUUUUUCAUAGCAGAUUUCCAAAAGACUUUAUUUUAGGAUAUUUAGUAUGCUUUUCAUUUCAGGUUUUUACAGCAUACACAGUAGGUUAAGAUGCAAGUCUGUGACCUUUAUUCCAACACCAGCCGGUAAAGGACAAAAGUCUUCCUGUAUUUAGUCAACAUUCAUUACGUAGAAAAUAAAAUCACUAGUUUUUAAGAUCAGAAAGAGCCUUCAAAGGUGAGCCUCCACUCUCAUUUUACUGGCUAUAUUUUGGUUGCUGUAGGUUUUGAAAUGUAGUGACUACACUGGCAUUUGACAUUUUUCCUCAAUAUUUUUCAAGGGCUCUUGGUGAGAGCAGGCUUGUGAUGAUAGUCUGACUUCUGGCCCAUAAAGAUUUUGCAACUCCUUGGAAAACUUCUUAUAAUCAGUCUUUCCCUCCUGGUAGCUAGAAACUUAGAAUAGCUAACUUCUGUAAGAAUGAACCUUUGAGGGCCAAAAAUGUGACACAUUUGGGAACAAUUCUUAAACUGCUUACCUAGCUGUAAUAUAGUUCUGUGAAUUCAUUGCACUGAUGCUGUUAAACCUUGUGGUAUAUCUGUCCCUAAAUAAGUAUUGUUUUUUCCCCUUCCAUAUUGCUGUAAAUGCUAGUACCCAUUAUAGUUUGUUUAAUUUUUUAAAAAAUAUUUUCAUAUGACUACCUUAAUUUUACAUGUGUUUCCUCAUUGUAAAUAAGCCUGUCUUACCUGGAUUUUUUUGUGUGUGAAUGUGUGUUCUACCAGUUAACUACUUUGGCAGUUUUAAUCCUGUAUUAUUUCUCCUUUGUUUGAUGUGAAAGGGGAAAAAUAAAAGCUGGAAUCUC